Molecule: messenger RNA, 1227 nt
Organism: Kwoniella botswanensis
Lineage: Eukaryota; Fungi; Basidiomycota; Tremellomycetes; Tremellales; Cryptococcaceae
Product: lipoyl synthase, mitochondrial
Exons: 6
Coding region: 1-1227 (408 amino acids)
Biological process (GO): lipoate biosynthetic process
Cellular component (GO): mitochondrion
Molecular function (GO): 4 iron, 4 sulfur cluster binding; lipoate synthase activity
Source: RefSeq, a predicted model, not a curated record
AUGCUCAGAUUGACCACUUCAGCCACAUCUUCAGCCAGCAGGAUCAUUGCGGGACCAUCCGUCCGUCGGUAUCUCGCCACUGCCGUUCCUACUUCUCCUUCCUCCUCUUCAACCGAUAAUACCGCCGCUCCUCCUCGACGUAAACGAUUCGAAAAGCUAGAUGAUGGGCUCACGUUCGAUGACUUUGUAUCGGGCGAGGAACUGCCUGAUGCCAAUGAAAGAGUGGUAUUGGGUAAUACAACGCAACCUCGAUUACCAUCAUUCCUCAAACAUCCCAUUCCCACUGGAGCGUCAUACAGUAAUAUAAAGAAGGAACUGAGAGGGUUGGGUUUGCAUACCGUAUGUGAAGAGGCGAAAUGUCCUAACAUUGGGGAAUGCUGGGGUGGUGGGAAAGGCAAUGCCACGGCGACUAUCAUGCUCAUGGGUGACCAAUGUACGCGAGGAUGUCGAUUCUGUUCAGUCAAGACCGCUCGUGCACCACCACCAUUGGACGUGCACGAACCUGAGAACACUGCUGAGGCUAUCAGUCGAUGGGGUUUGGGUUAUAUCGUUUUGACGAGUGUUGACCGAGAUGACCUUGUCGAUGGAGGUGCAGCUCACAUCGCAUCGACAAUAUCCAAGAUCAAGCAGAAAGCACCUAAAAUCCUUGUCGAAGCAUUAACACCCGAUUUCGCCAACAAGGGAGUGGAUACGAUACACACAGUCGCUUCUUCGGGAUUGGAUGUGUUCGCCCAUAAUGUCGAGACUGUCGAGAGAUGUACUCCAUUCGUCAGAGAUAGAAGAGCAGGAUUCAACCAGAGUCUGAGGGUUUUAGAAGAAGCCAAGAUUGGUGCUAAGAAGGCUGGCAAGGAGAUAUUGACAAAGAGUAGUAUCAUGUUAGGUGUUGGGGAGCAAGAGGAUGAGAUUCAUGAGACUUUGAGGAGAUUGAGACAGUCCGACGUCGAUGUUGUCACUUUCGGUCAAUACAUGAGACCUACCAAGAAGCACAUGAAGGUUGAUAGAUAUGUUCAACCAGAAGAAUUCGCUAAAUGGAAGGAAGUGGCGGAGGGUAUGGGUUUCUUGUACGUUGCUUCGGGACCUUUGGUCAGGUCAAGUUACAAGGCCGGAGAAUUCUUCAUUGAGAAUGUGUUGAAGAAACGUCGAGCUGCCGCUGCCGAACAGGCCGCAGCUGAGCUUUCUUCUCAAUCAGCUGGAGCAACACCAAACGCAUCCGUAGCUAGCGCAUAA